Molecule: messenger RNA, 3454 nt
Organism: Drosophila nasuta
Lineage: Eukaryota; Metazoa; Arthropoda; Insecta; Diptera; Drosophilidae
Gene: stl
Product: ADAMTS metallopeptidase stall
Exons: 10
Biological process (GO): extracellular matrix organization; proteolysis
Cellular component (GO): extracellular matrix
Molecular function (GO): metalloendopeptidase activity
Source: RefSeq, a predicted model, not a curated record
GCGUGCCCUCAUCUUUGGCUCCAAGUCGGUGCCCGAAUUCAAAUUGGUUCAUUUGGCGCGCAGCAGCGCGCACAGCACGAGAAGGAGCAACAACCGCUGAGGGGAGAGGGGAGGCGGGAGCGACGCAGUGCGGGGCAAGCCAACGAAGCUGUGGAGGAGGAGGCCGAUGUGAAGCUGCAACUGCCACUGCAGCAGACGCCACAACUGAUCGACGAUGCCUUCAUCUUCAUACGCCGCACGGCGAACAGCACGCAAUUUGUGGAUCAUUCGCCGCAGUUGCUGCAGCGUCUCGAGCGUUGCUUCUAUCGCAGUCCCUGGGCAGCGCUCGAUUUGUGCGACGAGCAAAGUGUGCGUGGAGUGUUUCAGCAGAAUGCGAGCAACUUUGUCAUCCAACCGCUGCCAGCGCGUUUUGGGCCAGCGGCUCAUGUGCUCUACCAGGCGCGAUUAGAUAAGAGUCGCAGCGAAAACAACAACAAGAACAACAACAACGAGACGACACCGUUAGAUACUCAGCUGCAGUUCGAGCCCGAUGCAGCGGAAUUCAACGAACCGCGGCAUCCACAACAUCAACAUCAACAGCAGCUGCCUCAUCAACGCCAACAUCUGCAUCGCAAAUCGCAAUCACAGCUGCGCUUGCGCUAUCAUCCGCGUCAUCAUCAUCAUGGCAAUGGCAUUCCCAACAGCAGCGGCAGCUCAUCCACAUCACAACGUCUGCGUCGGCAUAUUGGUGGCAUGCCACCACGUCGCUGGCCCGUGCCACACGAACUCCACAUUGAGACAGCGAUUUUUGUCGACAGCGAUUUGUAUCGUCACAUGGAGAAGAAUUUCCCCAAGGACACCGAGAGUCAACUCAUACGCUUUGUCCUCGCCAUGAUCAAUGGCGUUCAGCUUCUCUAUCAUCAUCCCACCUUAGGCAGACGCAUCAACUUCGUGUUGAAGCGUUUGGAGAUCUUUCGCAAGGAUCCGCCCGAGUUGCGUCGUUCCAGUGACAUUGACACCUACUUAAGCAACUUUUGCUUGUGGCAAAAGAGUUUGAAUCCGCCUUCGGAUGCGGAUUCAUUGCACUACGAUCAUGCUGUCAUCCUCACUGGACUCGAUCUCUAUGUGAUUGGCAAGAAUGGCAAGGUCAUAAGCCAGGUUGUGGGUCUUGCCCCUGUUGCCGGCAUGUGCACCGCAACCUCGUCGUGCACCAUCAACGAGGGCAAGCACUUCGAGAGCGUCUUCGUUGUGGCCCACGAAAUAGGACACAACCUGGGCAUGCGCCACGACACCAAGGAGAGCAGCUGCGAUCCCAGCCUGCACAUCAUGUCACCCACUUUGGGUAGUGGCAAGAUCACUUGGUCCAAGUGCUCGCGCACCUACUUGGAAGAGUUUCUCGCCCAAGGUCAGGCGGAUUGUCUCUUCGAUCGCGGUCAGUUUAAGGCGCACUUGGAUCACUCGGCGGAGGGAAUGUUACCUGGAGAACGCUUUGAUGCCAAUCAGCAGUGCAUGCUAAAGUACGGACAGAGUUCGGUGCGUGCAACAAGCCAAAGUAAGCUGGAAAUCUGCCAUGAUUUGCACUGCCAACGAGAGCGACUCACAUGGACUUCGCAUCCGGCUCUGGAGGGCACCGAAUGUGGCGACAGCAUGUGGUGUCGCGGUGGCUACUGUGUUCAGCGCCCCACUCAAGAGACCGCAAUGAGUUCGCUGAAGCAGCUGAGCGGUUUGGUCAAGCCGAGCUAUGAGAAGAACAGCGCCAGCUUUGCCGAGUCCAGUAAAAUGGGUCAAUUCCUGCACGAGUACAAGACGAGCACUUGGAGUGAUUGGGGAGAAGCCAGCGAAUGUGAUUCCGGUUGUCUCUACGGUCCAUCGCAUCGUCUAAGGGAAGGUAGCACGGGAUUGCGCACCUACAACAGAAAUUGCCUCAACUAUCGAUCGCGUUGCAUGGGCAGAGAUCGCAAGUUUGAGACGUGCAUUGCCAAGCAAUGCUACAGUGUGCCUGUCCAGACAAUCGGAGACUUUGCCACACAAGUCUGCAUGCAGGCGAGGAAAUCGGACAGCGAACUGACUGGCGAGGGACAACAGCUAAGUGGAUCUAUAGAGGACUCCUGCAAGGUCUUUUGCCGCACGAGGAGCAACGGCACCAAGUCCAGACGCUGGACCUUUCCCGAUGGCACAAUUUGCCGUGCCAAGCAUCAUGGACCCGACGAUAUAGCUUAUUGUAUUUCCGGACGCUGUGAACAGUUCUCUUGUGACAAUGCCACCAGCAACUUUUUCAAAAUGGACAACACUUUCUGUGCGUAUCGCACAACGCAACGUCCGCAGCGUGACUCGAAUGAACUCGAAAGCAAACAGCAGCCAAGUUAUCACAAUAAUGUCAGCUACAAGCGAUAUGCAGAUCGUCUGGAUGGCUUAAACUCUAGGAAUCGCUAUGAGAAUGAAGUAGCUUUGCGCAAUUUCCAUGGCCAGGACAAUCACAUUAGUCCGCAGCAGCCGAGCAAGCGAAAGGCCAGCUCCUCCUCCCAUGAGUACAAAUACAAUUACAAUCAACCAGAUUCGUAUGCCAAGUCAGCGCCUCCUCCCGUGUCAGCCUCGCUGGUUGUCGAGUCCGCGGAGCCCGCGUCGGAGUGGCAGGUGAUAUCAGGCUGCCACUCCAACUGCAUGACAGAGUCGAUGGGUGUACAGGUGGUCAGCUCGCGGCGCACACAGGAGCGCAAUGUGCAGCUCUGCACGCACAAGGUGAAGCCCUGCGAGCGUCUGCAAACGCCAGCGGAGUAUGCGGAGCAAACGUGUGCGAGGUAUAAGCAGAAGGUGCGUGGCUUAUCGGGACAUGGUUCACAGAUCUCGGCGAGCAUUGAGGAGCCAGACCGCAGUUGUCGCGUUGGCUGCCAAGAUGAGUUUAUCAAGUAUCGGUACUAUCUGGUGAACGGCAAGAACGGACACUUUCCCAUUGGCACACGCUGCUCGCAGGUGGACCGACGAUACUGUCUCUAUGGCAAGUGUUUAGAGUUUGGCACGGAUAACAUGCUGAAGCAGCAGUCGCACAUUAGUCUGGCGCUAUUUAGGAGCAAGCGGGAUUUGCAGCGCCAGAAGCGAAGUUUCCUUUAUUUCGAUCCAGUUAAUAUUACGGAAACUAUAACAAAACCACUUCUUAAUAACCUUGUGAGCAGUAUUUUUGACUUUGAACAACAGCAACAUCUAGAUUUUACUCACGACAACAUCGAACUAUCCAAUCCUAUUCACGUCUCCACGGACGAACUGAGCAGCAAUUGACGACUAAUUUAGUGUUUAUUCUCUAUCCUCUAUUCUAUAUCUUUCAUUUAACUAUAGCUUAUGUGGCUGUCGCUCUGCUCAAGGCGUUCUCAAUAACACAAUCAUAGUAAUCUAAGCCUAUCUGUAAGUUCUAAGUUGCAAGUUGUACUAUAUAGUACUAGCCGAAAUAAAUGUGUGUGUGAAUGUGACUGAAAUAAAAACA